Molecule: messenger RNA, 612 nt
Organism: Fusarium sp. VM40
Lineage: Eukaryota; Fungi; Ascomycota; Sordariomycetes; Hypocreales; Nectriaceae
Source: the annotation of a GenBank genome assembly
AUGGCCGCCUGUGAAAUGGAGGAGGAGAUGCUACGACUAGACGGCCAGGCAGCAAAAUUCCAGGACGAAUUACAAGAAAUGGCCCCUUUUGAAGUUAUAGAAGAAGUCGAGUGCCGACAAAGUCACAAGCUUUACGCCUUUGAGGGUGUGAUGCAUCGAUAUCAAGACCAGCAAAUAGCGCGCCUACACAAUACAGCCAGGCUGAUGCGAUUGACCUUCAGACAAUGGAUGUUUGCAGCUUCGCAUAACUCUACCACUCGUAAACGCCUGCGAGAGACUUCUAAUGACAGCAACAUACGACGCUGUACAAUAGAAAAGAUCUUAUUCGAAAGCGCGGCACUCAUCAAAGACACCCUCGCCAGUGUCCCCUACUCGCUCGAACUCCUCGAUUCCCAGACCAGCACCGAGGCACGAUACCUUAUCUGGCCGCUGACCGUCAUAGCGAGUCUCGACGUUUGCCCGUCCUCUGCGAGGCACUAUAUAGUAGAUCGGCUGGUGGCGCUUGCCGAUAAGUUUCAUCUGCGACGGGCAAUGCAGGCGGCGGAGAUGUUGACUCGGGGGGAUAAAGAGCAGAUAUGCGCGAAUGAGAUGUACAUUCUUCAUCUGUCCUAA